Messenger RNA from Adineta steineri, 948 nucleotides. The record is from the annotation of a GenBank genome assembly. Lineage: Eukaryota; Metazoa; Rotifera; Eurotatoria; Adinetida; Adinetidae.
AUGGAACGACAGAGUAAAUUUAUUCUAAUGGUUAUUUUUGAAAUUCCAGCAAUUAUUUUAUCGAUACUUAUUUUUAUUUACUUUAUUUUCAAUCGUCCUGCUCGAUCAAAAGUGAAAAAUCAUGGAUGGAUUAUCCUUUUAACUAAUACUUUCUUUCAAUUGAUUUUGAAUUUACCUAUGCCAAUGAGUUAUUUUUAUCUAAACUAUAUUUGGCCAUCAACAAAUGCAUAUUGUGUAUGGUGGACAUGGUGUGAAUACUCUCUAAAUACUAUUGGAUUAUAUCUAAUGGCAUGGAUUUCUAUUGAACGACAUUUACUUAUUUUUCAUGAACAUACAAUAUUUCAAGUACGAUGGAAAAAAUGGAUCUUUCAUUUUCUUCCCAUUGCAUUCUGUUUAACAUGGGCACCCUUAUUUUUUUUUCUCUUAGUUGUAAUUAGUCCAUUUUGUACAAAUGUAUGGAUUUUUAAUUUACCUCUUUGUGGUUUUCCAUGUUAUGGUGGAAAUCAGGUUUUACAUAAAUUUGAUUUUAUCUUUAAUGUUCUCUUUCCUAUUUUAAUCAUUAUGUUAGCAAAUGUAACGUUAAUUAUUCGAGUUAUCUAUCAAAAGAUGUCUCGACAACGUGUAAUUAAUUGGCGACGUCAUUUAAAAAUGAUGUUACAAUUAUGGAUUGUUUCAUCACUCUAUAUGGGUUUGUGGUUACCUUUAAUAAUCACAUUAUUUAUUGAAAUGACUACACAACCAUUAUUUAUGAUUAAUCAACUGGAGACAAUGCAAUUCGCUCCCUAUUUUGUUCCGCUUUUCUUACCAAUGGUAUGUCUCACUACACAACCUGAACUCAUAAGAAAAAUCAAGAAUUUCAUUCAGCGGAUACGACCAACGAACAGAGUUAGUGUCAUAAUUUACAAUCGAAAUAUAGGAAGAACCAUAACUAUUAAUACUGCUCGAUGA